AUGAAUGUGGGCGUGCUGAUAAUAACAAAUUAUGUUAUGCAAUUUCCAAAUACAAUCGAAUCAGUUGUCAACGUAAGCCUCGAUGGUGGAGUUAAACCCGUUAACCCAGUCAAGGCGCCUAUCCAAAGCCAGGGUUUAAUAAUUGCUCUUCGAUUCUACGCACUAGGGUCGGUGCAGAUAGCCGUCGCUGAUUUUGCUGGUAUUUGCAUUUCUUCUGUGUGUCGUAUCAUUCGUCGUGUAUCUUUUGCGUUAGCUCAAUUACGGUCGCGGUUUAUCAAGAUGCCGAAAACGCAGCAUGAACUACAUGCAGCAAGUCGUGAGUUUUACUCAAUCGCAAAAUUUCCUCGAACAAUUGCUUCAAUUGAUUGUACGCACGUCAAAAUACAAUCACCUGGUGGUGAUCAUGCCGAAAACUACAGAAAUCGAAAAUCAUGGUUUUCGAUAAACGUGCAAACAGUCAGCUCUGCAAAUUUGAAAAUUUUGAAUAUUGUCGCAAGGUGGCCUGGAGCAUCCCACGACCAACACAUCUUUAAUAACUCUUCACUGAAGAUGCAGCUUGAGCGAGGAGAUUAUGGACACUUUAUAAUCGUAGGCGAUUCCGGGUAUCGUAAUACAAAAUAUCUGGCAACACCGUUUCUUAGAUGUGAAACCGCAGCCGAAAAUUUGUAUAACGAAAGUCAAAUCCGUACUCGUAAUGUUGUGGAGCGAUCAUAUGGUGUUUGGAAGCGACGAUUUCCAGUACUUUCUUUGGGAAUGCGUGUGAUAAUUUCUACAGUACAGCUAAUAAUUGUUGCAUGUGCAGUGUUACAUAAUAUAGCAAUCGAUGCCAAAGAGGAGGUUCCACCACCAGAGAUAGAAGGAUUUGAAGAAAUGUUAGCUGCAACAGUGGUUCCGAACGCUUCAAACUUGUUCAAAGUCCCAACGAGUUGUUAAAAACAGAAAAAUAGAUUCAAUUCUUCUACUACUGACACUAUCUCAUAAGAGCCAAAGUCUUAUUUAUAAAAAUGACUGUUUCCUGGUGUUAUGUGUUGAGAAAUAUGUAAUUCUCAAGGAAACAUUCAUCAUUACUGUGAAAAGAAAAACACAUGCUGUUGCAUAGAAUUGAUGAGUAAAGUAAAAAAAAACAUAACAACAUGGAAAAUCCAUGAAAAUCAUUUAUUACAUUUACGAAAUUGGCCCUCAUUAAUGAUCAAUGUCGAAUUUCUCGAUUGCGUAUCACAUCAAAACAAUCAUCGUCGGCUUAAAGUGACAGGUCAAAUGGAAAAAUAGGGCGACCAAACGGGAAAUAUACCUAAGCGCGGCUUACGGUAAGCGAGCCUCUCAGAUUGCUAAACCGGGGUGAAGAAAUGUAAUUUUUUAAGCCUCGCUUAAAUGUGCGGCUUAACGUUAAGCGAGGCUUACCGUAAGCCAGGUUUAACGCGUUAAGCGGGGCAGGUGAAGAA
Toxorhynchites rutilus septentrionalis is the source of this 1442-nucleotide messenger RNA. RefSeq names its product putative nuclease HARBI1. NCBI's taxonomy places the organism in Eukaryota, Metazoa, Arthropoda, Insecta, Diptera, Culicidae. The transcript is spliced from 2 exons. The coding region runs from base 1 to 933 and encodes 310 amino acids. The record is from RefSeq and is a predicted model, not a curated record.